Owenia fusiformis is the source of this 893-nucleotide messenger RNA. The record is from the annotation of a GenBank genome assembly. NCBI's taxonomy places the organism in Eukaryota, Metazoa, Annelida, Polychaeta, Sabellida, Oweniidae.
AUUUGGUUGAAUGCUUCCGCGUUGUAAAUUAUGGAUAUCUCGUGCCAGCAUUCAUUAGAGAUCGACUACCAGGAGAUAUGUUUCGUAUUAAAGAAUUUAAGGCAAAACAUGUAGAGAUUGAACAAGCGAUUUUGCAUAAAGAGCUCAGAGAUCAUUUGGCCAACUACACUCCAGGUGAAUGCAACGACUAUAUUGAUUCUUUCAUUAAAACAAUGAAGGAAAACGAAGGAAUCGAAAAGGAACAUUGGUUUAAUGAAGGGCAACUGAUGGAUAACAUUGUCGAUUUCUUUAGGGCUGGGACGGAUAGCUCAGCAGCAACUCUUAGAUGGGUAUUCCUCCGUAUGGCUACCAAUCCGGAGAUUCAGAAACGAGUUAAGGAAGAAAUAAUGGACACUAUCGGAGAUGACAAACUACCAUCAAUGGAGGAUAAACCCAAAAUGCCAUUUACAGAAGCUACGGUUAUAGAAUGCAUGAGGUUUCACCCCGUUAUCCCAUUGCUACAAAGCAGGCACACUCCGGAUGAGCCAGUGGAGUUUAAGGACUUUGUACUUCCACCGAGAACAUUGAUUGUUGAAAAUAUCCAUGCGCUACACUUUGAUCCUGAUGAAUGGGAUGAGCCAAACACAUUUAAACCUGAACGCUUCAUCGGACCAAAUGGAAAAGUGAUCAAGGACAAUCACAUGCUACAAUUUGGAAGUGGUAAACGUGAGUGCUUGGGCGAACCGCUAGCCAAAAUGGAGCUCUUCUUGUUCUUCGUUGGUAUUCUUCAGAAAUUUACAAUCAAAAUACCACUGGGGAAAGAACCCAAGUUGGGGUUCCGUGUAGGGAACGGUUUAGAUGUUCCUUUACCAUAUGAGAUUUCUUUCGUCAGACACUAAAAAUGGGCAUGGCAU